This is a messenger RNA of Paramecium sonneborni, 306 nucleotides long. The record is from the annotation of a GenBank genome assembly. Lineage: Eukaryota; Ciliophora; Oligohymenophorea; Peniculida; Parameciidae.
AUGCUUUGUUGCAUGCAGCAUUGGACCUUUAUUCUAUUCAUGAUGUAGCAAAAUAGCAGUAAAUAAAAGUAAUCAUUUUCGAAUAGUAGUUUUAUGUGAUGGAGAAGAUAAUUUGAAUAAACACUAUCUUAUGAGUAAUGAAUAUGUUUACUAGUCAAAACCAUAGAUAAUUUAAUUGGUAUCGGUAUAAUUUAAAUUUGAAGCCUAAUUAUCUUGAAGAAUUAUAGUAUUUAUGCUGAUGCAUUUAAAAAGGAUAUUUUUAUUGAAUCUGUAUAAAUUGAAGAUCAAACUAUUACAUCCUAAUGA